CUUGUAGAAACAGAAACUCUACAUCCAAUAAGCAUGGCUUCAUCAAAGAUCCUUGUUUGUUUGUGCAUUUUCCAUGUCCUCAUUGCCACUUCUUCACUAAUCCAAGCAGCCCCAACAAACUCGAAGCUCUUCAGAGAAUACGUAGGAGCUGAUGGCAACAACAUUCGUUUUUCAGAUGUACCCAUUAAUCCCAAUGUUGAUUUCCAUUUCAUCCUUUCCUUUGCCAUUGACUACACAAACACAGCUUCCCCUACCCCAACUAAUGGUGACUUCAGUGCCUUCUGGGAAACCAACAACCUCAGCCCAUCUCAGGCUUCUUCCAUCAAGGCCCGCCAUCCAAAUGUCAAGUUAGCUAUGAGUCUUGGAGGUGAUACCGUUAGCAAUCACACUGUCUUCUACAGCCCUGCAACAAUAAGUUCUUGGGUUAGAAAUGCUAUUAGUUCAAUCAAUCGGAUAGUCAAAGAAAACAAUUUGGAUGGAAUUGACAUCGAUUAUGAACACUUCCAUGCUGAUCCCAAUACAUUCGCCGAGUGCAUGGGACAGCUAAUAUUCAACCUCAAACAAAGUAAGAUUGUGUCAUUUGCAUCGAUAGCACCAUAUGAUGAUAAUAAUGUCCAGCCACAUUACUUGGCUCUGUGGAGGAAGUAUGGGCAUCUAAUAGACUAUGUGAACUUCCAAUUUUAUGCCUAUGACAAGGGGACAACUAUUCCUCAGUUUCUACAACAUUUUGAGACUCAAACCUCAAACUAUAAAGGAGGUAAAGUUUUAGUGAGCUUCGGCACCGAUGCAAGCGGUGGCUUGAAGCCUAAAAACGGGUUCUUUACAGCCUGCAGCAUGCUCAAAAGUCAAGGUGAACUUCAUGGCAUCUUUAUUUGGUCUGCAGAUGACUCCAAGGCGAAUGGUUUCCCUUCCGAGAUGCAAUCACAAGCGCAAAAUGAUUUCUCAGCUGUAUUGUUGAUGAUGCGGGAAGUGCGCACUCCAAGUUGGCAUGGAGAUUUUGUUUAUGUUUAUUCAUUUUAUUUAUAAUUUUAUCAGGAUUAGUAAUAUUUGGUUUCCUAUUUUGUUAGAAUUUAGUUUCCUAUUUUUUAUUAGUGUUAUUAGCCUAUAAGUAAGAUGUUUUAACAAUCUCUUAGCCAACUUUGGCUUAAUAAUAUUGAGAUUAGAGCUGUGACCAUUGUGUUAGGAUUUCCUCCUCUCUCUUCUAUUCUUCUCCUACUGCGUUCUACAUCAAUUGUUUUGUAAUGAUGUCAAUUUUUUCAUUAAGAAGAUAAUAUGAAUUUGGCUUCUGCAAAUACUUUUUGGGGGGCUUUUAUAACCAAAUAAAUUUAUUGAGAAUUAUCUAAGAUCAAUAACAAUAAUUUUGAUACGAUUAUCUUAAUAUAAUGAUGUGGAGUCAGCCACAACAUUGGUCAAGACAUAUGUGUCAGCUAAUAAGACUAAAAUCUGUAUAUGUAGAGACAGAUUUUAUUUAUUUAAUUUUAAUAGUUGUGGAGGAUGGGAUGAAUUGUAAUUGUGAUCAAGUAUCACGGGGUGGGAAUGUGAGAAUCAUAAGAUGCUAUGAAUCCAAAAAGUACAAAUCUGAGUAACAAGGAUGAUAAUGUCCAAACCCUCAACCAUCCAAUUACCGGUAAGUUGAUACUUCCAGUUCAGCCCUGCACUUGCUAUUCAUAAUCUCUGGGUUCAACUCUAAAAAUCAAAAAUAUAUAUUUAUUCUAUUAUAUGAAACGUACAAAUAAGUUAGUGUGAACACUAUCACGAUUUUUAUUUUUUCAAGAAUGCCCUUCUAGCCUAGUAAUUGUCACCCCUUUCCACCCAAUUACUAUCACAUCCAAUAACUAUUAAAAUGAUUUCUCAUUCAUCAAACCAUCCAAACCUACUAAUAAAUUUUCCUCAAUAAUCAAAUUAUCAAAAAAUUUAAAUAUAAAAUUGCAAAUGCUACAUUUGCACCCACCGCUAGUAUACAUCUAGAUAUAUGGGCAAAUGCUUAGCAUUUUGGCCUAUUGACAAGCACAAUAAGGCCAAUAUUCUAAUGCCAACUGUUCUAGAGAAAAAACAUAAUCGUUAUUUUAUUAAAAGAUGAUCCCAAAGGGCGUCACCUCCCUAUCACACAAGUCCAAGCCAUGCCACACAUGUCUAGGCAAAUACCGGCGAAAAUAGAAAUAAUUUGAGCUCAAGUGGGAUUUGCCCUCAAGCACCCGGACUUGAGCGAAACGAAACCGGCUGCCAGUCGUCGUCACUGGUCAAUUUGAGGUAUAAGUAGCAAAUGGGUGAUUCCACACACUGGGCUGUGAUCUGAAACUGGUUUACCAUGCAAGCUUGAAAUGGUUUUCUCUACACGUCAUCAAGGACUUGUGGCUCCAAUGAGUCUAACCAUCUCACGUGCUUGGAAUUGAGGUGUCACCAAAUCUUAGGCUGACAUGGUUUGAGGUCUCAGCACCCUUUUGUACAUGUUUCUUUUGUUACUGCAUAGGUACAA
Molecule: messenger RNA, 2476 nt
Organism: Camellia sinensis
Lineage: Eukaryota; Viridiplantae; Streptophyta; Magnoliopsida; Ericales; Theaceae
Source: RefSeq, a predicted model, not a curated record